CACUCAUAAUUUGCUGUCGCAACAAAGCAGGUGCUUUCCGCUGAACUCAAACCCCCCCCGCCUGGCACAACGAGCUGCAGCUAAAGCUGGCCUGUCAAGUUAGUGGGCGUUGGCACUCCCAGGCCUAAUGCUAGCGAAAAAGCAUUACGGCAUUAAGCAACAGCACUGCGGCUCGUUGCGAAAGCUCGCAGCGCCGCGACAGCCCGCGCGCAACAACUUAACCUUCCACGGUGCCGCCACUCAACGCCUAGGACUGGAGGAUUCGGCCUCCUUUCCGCAAUGGGUUUCUGGUCAGGCGGGCACGGCCAUUCUUCGGUCCGUGGCUUGCUCGGCGUCGGAUGCAAGUGCUGCAAAUGCCGCGCCAGCCGUGGACCCGGGCAUGCUCAUUAUCCACUACGUGCGGAAGGAUCACAACUAUAAGGGCUGGGGCUUGCACGUGUGGGGCGACUCCUCGAGCUGCACGCAGUGGCAGCAGCCGCUCAAACCCACACGUGUGACGGAGCGCGGGCUGGUGUGGGAGCUGCCGCUGCGGUCCGGCGCGCGGAGGGUGGGGGCGCUGGUCCACAAGGGCGAGCAGAAGGCAGCCAGCGGCGAGGUGACCAUCUCGGCCCACGGCUCCACCAUGUCCGUGGACCAGGCCACGGGCGCCGCCGUACAGGAGGCCUGGCUGGUGGGCGCGGAGCAGUCGGCCUUCGCCUUCCCGCCCGACAUGAGCCGCAUACCCGCCGGCUCCAUCAACAAGCAGGCCGCGCACUGGGUUUCCCCCGGGCUGCUGCUGUGGCGCCAGGCUGCGGAGGACGUGGUGGGGCGGCGGCGCUUCCGACUCCACUACAGCCGCGCCGGGUACAUGCACAUCACGGGCGCGGGCGUGCAGGGCGCCGACGCCAGCUGGGACCUGGAGCCGCAGCCGCCCGCCGCCGCCGCCCCCGGCGUCAAGCGCUUCCCGCACCUGUACGGAUGUACGGCACUGGCGGUGCCGCCGGAGGCGGGCGCGGCGGCGGCGGCGGCUGAGGGCGGCGGCAUCCUGACUGGCCAGCUGCUGGUGUCGGUACACGACGCGGCGGGGGAUGCGCUGGACGCCACGGGCGUGCAGAUCCAGGGUGUGUUGGACGAGCUGAUGUCGUACGACGGGCCGUUGGGCGACCACCCCGACGUCGGCGGCGACGGCCACAGCAUCACACUGUGGGCGCCCACGGCCCAGAAGGUGGAGCUGCUGUACUGGGGCAGCGCGCCGCGCGGGGGGCAGCCGCAGGUGCACGCCAUGUGUCGCGGCCCCUGCGGCGCCUGGUCGCUGCGCCGCCCCGCCGCCUGGUUGUGGAGCUACUACACCUACCGCGUCACCGUCUACUGCCCCUGGACAGCCCGCAUGGAGACGGUGGAGGUGACGGACCCCUACAGUCGCGGUCUGGCGGCGGACGGCGGCCGGACCCAGGUGGUGGACCUGGAGCAUCCCGACACCAUGCCGGCGGGCUGGCACUCGCACGUGCCUCCGGCUCUGGCGCAGUGGACUGACAUCAGCGUGUACGAAAUGCACGUGCGCGAUUUCAGCAUCACCGACGCCUCCGUGCCGCCGCCCCUGCGCGGCAAGUACCUGGCCUUCGUGCCCGAGCGCGUCGCGGCGGCGGCCGGCGGCAGCCCCCUGUCCGCCGGUCUGUCGCACCUGGCGGCUCUGCGGGGUGCGGGUCUGAACCACCUGCACCUGCUGCCCACAUACGACUUCGCCACGGUGCCGGAGCGGGCGGAGGACCAGCGCGGGGUGCAGGAGGACCUCACCCGCCACCCGCCCGACUCGCCGCAGCAGCAGGCGGCGGUGCUGGCUGUGGCGGACAACGACGGAUUCAACUGGGGAUACGACCCCGUGCACUACGGCGUGCCUGAGGGCUCCUACGCCACUGACCCCGACGGCGUGGCCAGGAUCCGCGAGUUCCGCGAGAUGGUGCAGUCGCUGCACGGCCAGGGCUGGCGAGUGGUGCAAGACGUGGUGUACAACCACACCUUCGCCAGCGGGCCGCACAGCAAGUACUCGGUGCUUGACAAGGUGGUGCCGGGCUACUACCACCGCCGACACGAGGACGGCGGCAUCUGCGACUCCACCUGCUGCAACAACACCGCCACCGAGCACGCCAUGUGCGAGCGACUGGUGGUGGACGACAUCACACACUGGGCGAGCAACUACAGGGUGGACGGGUUCAGGUUCGACAUCAUGGGCCACCUGAUGAUGAGCACCAUGUCCAAGAUCCGGACCAGCCUGGACUCCCUCACACCAGACAAGGACCACGGCGUGUCCGGCCGCUCCAUCUACAUCUACGGCGAGGCCUGGGACUUUGGCGAGGUGGCCGGCAACCAGCGCGGCCGCAACGCAGCACAGAUGAACCUGGCGGGCUCGGGCCUUGGCGCCUUCAACGACCGCCUGCGAGACGGCGCCAUGGGCGGAGGCCCCUUCGCGCCGCCGCAGUUCCAGGGUCUGGUGACGGGCCUGGCGCUGGCACCCAACCCCGCCGCCGCUCAGGCUGGGCAGGGCGGCGGCGGCGGCGGCGGCGGUUCCGAGGCGGCGCGGGCGGAGCUGCUGGUUUUGAGCGACUGGGCACGGAGCGCGCUGGCGGGCAACCUGCGGGCCUACCCGCUGCACCUGUGCGACGGCUCCACGCGGCCUGGGGAGCAGGUGCUGGCCCACGGGUUGCCGCUGGCGUACGGCGGACUGCCCUGCGAGCACGUGGCCUUCAUUGGAUGCCACGACAACAAAACCCAGUUCGACCAGAUCAUAGAGAAGGCCAGCGUCAACGAGUCGGGCGAGGAGCGAAUGCGGAUGGCGGUCAUGUGUUUGGCGCUCAUCACUUUGAGUCAGGGCGUGCCCUUCAUACACGCCGGUGACGACUUGCUCCGAUCCAAGAGCCUGGACCGCGACAGCUACAACUCGGGCGACUGGUUCAACCGAAUCGACUGGACGGGCGCCAGCAACGGCUUCGGCUCCGGCUUGCCUGUGAGCACCAAGAACGGCGGCAGCUGGAGCUACAUGGGGCCGCUGCUGCGGGAGGCGGGCAGGCUCACGCCCACACCCGAGCACAUGAAGACCGCAACCGCCAUCUUCCAGGCGCUGCUGCGCGUGCGCUACAGCUCCCCGCUGUUCCGGCUGGCUGCUACUGCCGACGUGAUCCGGCAGCUGGCCUUCCACAACACCGGGCCGCAGCAGAACCCGGGAGUGAUUGUGAUGGAGCUGACCAGCGCUCCGGCCCCCGGCGGCGGCGGCGGCGGCAGCGAACAAAACCAGGGCGUGUACGACCCCAAGUACGAGCGGUUGGUUACGGUUUUUAACUGCGCGCCGUACGUCAACGACGUGCCGUACCCGCCCGGCGCCGCCCGUCUGCAGCUCCACUCCGACCUGGUCGCGGUGGGCGACGCCCGCCUGUCCUCCGCCGCCGCCGAGGAGGCCAGCCGCACCCUGCACCUGCCCCCCCGCACUGCCGCCGUGUUCGUGCAGCCGAGGCAGUAGCGCGCAGCAGCUGGUAGCGGCUGUAGCUGGCAGCGGCUGUAGCUGGCAGCGGCUGUAGCUGGCAGUGGCUGUAGCUGGCACGGCUGUAGCUGGCAGUGGCUGUAGCUGGCAGCGGCAGUGGCUGUAGCGCGCAGUGGCUGUAGCUGGCUGGUGGCGGCGGCGGAAGGGGCUGCAGCGGCAGUGGCAGCAGCGGCAGCAGGUGGUUGCAAGGACGAGGACGGGUUAGUGCUGGGGCAGCGGCAUGGAUGGAUGGCCGCGGACGGAGGCUGUAGCAGCAGUGUGGCUGUGGCAGCGGCGGCGGCAGCAGCGGCGGGGGGUGGAGCUGGAGAUACAGAGACACACGCCUGCGGCCACCGGAGGUUUGUGUGCGAGGGGUGGGGCAGUCGACGCAACAGCAGUCGGCCCGCUUCAAGGUUAGGCAUGCGUGUGGCGGCGGCGGGGAGGGGAUGAGCAGGAGGGCCCUGCAUGCAGUCGUGAGGGGGGGGGCGUGUGCGUCACGACCCCGUGAGGGGUGUGCUUGUUGGUGCGGUGCAGUCGAGGAGGUGCAUGAGAGUCGACGUGCCCAAGGCAUGGCCGCAUGGUGCGGCGGGGCCGCCGGCAGACAACGAGGGGCAGCAGCGAGCUUGGCGCUCACUUAUAUCGAAGAUGCUUUAAGGAAACGAAAUGCGCACGAUGAGAAGGUUGGCGGAGCUAGCAGGCAGCACAGGGGCGGUGGGUGGCGUGGCGGGUGCCGGGCCGUGUGUCCCCUUCGCGGCUUUGGCGGCGGCGGAGGGCGGCGGUCAGGCGGGGGAGGGCGGCCGCCCAUGGCGGCGGCGGCGGCUGGUGCUAUUGUAAAUGCGGAGACGCUUGGCGCUUGGGCAGUGGCGCUCGCGAGACUGCAGCGGUGUUUCGUUGCAACAACUUACUUUAAUGUGAGCUGCAUCAAUGCACGCGCACGCACGCAUGCAAGUGUCCUACGAACCCCACAACGGCCUGUAACAGCAGUGGAGCCUGUUGCACACUUGUCUCUGGGGCCCCACGUACUGUGGAAGUCCCCUUAACAGUGUAACUGUGCAUGUCU
This is a messenger RNA of Chlamydomonas reinhardtii, 4550 nucleotides long. RefSeq lists its product as uncharacterized. Gene Ontology annotation, biological process: carbohydrate metabolic process. The transcript has 29 exons. Lineage: Eukaryota; Viridiplantae; Chlorophyta; Chlorophyceae; Chlamydomonadales; Chlamydomonadaceae. The record is from RefSeq and is a predicted model, not a curated record. Gene Ontology annotation, molecular function: carbohydrate binding; pullulanase activity. The coding region runs from base 128 to 3490 and encodes 1120 amino acids.